AUGGCAACUGCCCCAUUAGCAGGGCUUCUGGGGAAGGGUGAGGGAGCGAGCAGCUGGUCGCUGGGCUCCCAAUUGUCAAGUGGAAAUGUCGUCAAAACCGUUUCUGUGCUCCUCGUCAUCAGUCUGCUGUUGGUCCUGGUGGUCUUCCUGGUCCACAGGAGGAGACAGAAAAAGCCCACACGGAGGAGUGAACAAGUGGUCCGACCUUUGAUAAGGAAGAGCUCAGUGGUGAAAUCGGAGAUCAAUGUGUCCAACCUGCUGAAGUUCCUCACGAAGAUGCGGCUGCUGGAUGAAGACAGCAGUGGUGAGGAUCAGGACGCUGAUGAGCUAGCAAAGGAGUUCAGAAAUUUGUCUAAUUACCCGCUACAUGCCUGCACUAUUGCCAAAGAACCGCAGAACUCAAGCAAGAACCGAUACGUCACUAUUUUACCAUAUGACAACUCGCGUGUGGUGCUGAAGGACAGCAGUAAUGGAUAUAUCAAUGCCAGCUAUAUUGACGGCUUCAGAAGGCAAAACUAUUACAUCGCAGCACAAGGGCCAAUGGGGGAAACUAUUGCUGACUUCUGGCACAUGGUGUGGCAGGAAGGCUCCAGCAGUAUCGUCAUGUUAACCAGAGUCAGUGAGCAGGGAAAGUGUAAGUGCGAGCGAUACUGGCCGAAGGAAGGAAGCCAAACCUUUGGGGAGUUCACUAUCACCAAGAUCAGCGCGACGAGUCCCAGGAGCAAGGAGUUUACCAACCGCACCCUGGAGCUGCACAAGGCUGGAACUGCACCCGGGUCCUCCCGGAAAAUACAGCAAUUCCAAUACCUGCAGUGGCCUGAUCAUGGCAUUCCCAGGAAUCCCAUCGGUAUCUAUCGGCUGCUGAAGGCUGUCAAUCAAAUUGACCCUCACACAGGGCCCCUGGUCGUCCAUUGUAGUGCUGGUGUGGGUCGUACAGGGACCUUCAUCGCCAUCGACUACCUGCUGAAGAUGGCAGAGGAGGAGAGCAAAGUGGAUGUUUUCCAGUGUGUGGACCGGAUGCGGGGCAAGCGGCCAGGCAUGGUGCAGACCUUGGAGCAGUACCGAUUUAUCUACUUUGUGCUUCUGGAAGCACAGAUGUUUGGGGAUACGGCAAUUCCAGUGACACAGUUCCAAGAAUGCCUGAGCACUCUGAUUGAGAAGUCCGGGCGUCCUGGUGGCAGCUGCAAGAGGGAGUUUGAGACGCUGCAGACCUACUCUCAGCUCUUCGGCUCACAUCGACACACCGAGGCCCUGCAGCUGUAUAACGUCACCAAGAACAGGAGCUCCCAAAUCCUGCCAGCGGAGCACGUUCGGCCCAGCCUGCUCUCUGUGAAGAACCCGAACGGCAGUGCAGGUUACAUCAACGCGGUCCUGACAGAGCGCCACGGACUGCGAGACCGGUUCAUCCUGACUCAGCUGCCACUGUCCCACACCCUGGCUGACUUCUGGGCACUUGUCUUCGACCAAAACUGUACCUCCAUCGUGAACAUGAACUGCCUGAAAGAACUCGACAAGACCUACGUGCUAUUCUGGCCUGAGGAAGGGACUGCAGACUAUGGCCCAUUCCAGGUGGAGCUGCAGUCAGUCACCGUCUGCACAGACGUAACUGAGAGACUCCUCAUCCUCCGCAAGUUCGGCCAGAAGUCUGAGCGUGAAGUCAAAGUUCUACAGCUCAACAGCUGGCCAAUGGGAGAGCCUGUCCCACAAUCCCCACAACCAAUCCUCAACAUUGACCAGCAAGUACAGACGUGGCAGAAACGAGGGCAGCAGUCGCCUGUGAUUGUCACCUGCUGGGAUGGAGCCAGCCGCUGUGGUCUUUACUGCACCAUCAGCAACAUGUGUCAUCAAAUCCGGCAGUACCAGCUGGUCGACGUCUCCCACUGCGUGAAGACCACUCGCAGCAGCCGGCCCCAGGCCAUCGUCACUCUGGAACAGUACAGCUUCUGUUACCGGAUGGCACAGGUUUACCUGCAGAUGGGUGGGCACACUGCCGGUGCAGACAAUGGAGCGGCUGGGGUUCCCACCAUCACAGACCAGGACAGCGAGGAUCUGCUCUGAGCCGUGCACUCCCCCAAGCUUCCCCUUGACAGAGAGACCAGUGAUGGUCAGUGUGAAGGUGCACCCCAUCACUCCCCACCCCAUCACUCCCCACCCCAUCACUCCCCAGCCAUCACUCAGUACACCCCUCCCCGUCACACUCCACCUCGUCACUCCACACCCCGUCACUCCCCACCUCGUCACUCCCCACCCCGUCAC
Messenger RNA from Hypanus sabinus (Atlantic stingray), 2256 nucleotides. Its product is annotated as receptor-type tyrosine-protein phosphatase T-like. The record is from RefSeq and is a predicted model, not a curated record. The transcript is spliced from 19 exons. Gene Ontology annotation, biological process: protein dephosphorylation. NCBI's taxonomy places the organism in Eukaryota, Metazoa, Chordata, Chondrichthyes, Myliobatiformes, Dasyatidae. Gene Ontology annotation, molecular function: protein tyrosine phosphatase activity. The coding region runs from base 1 to 2058 and encodes 685 amino acids.